GUGCCCUCUGGAGAUGUCACAAUAGAGAACAAAAGAUUGUAUACUUAUCGAUGCACUAUGAAAGCUGGUGUUUCUGUAAUAACUACUUUUUGCAUCUUGCAUAAAGUGCGUUACUUGGAACCCUAUGACUUAAGUAAUAUGAUACAGCGACCAGCUAAAGAUACACAUAACAAGCAACAGUGUCCAAUUAUUCUGACGUGGCCGAUAUCGCAUCGUGUAUUGUUGCUUUUCGGAACCACCGAAGUCUCAAUUGAUAAUGGCAUUCCUGUGCUUGCUGGCAUAUCUGCUCGUGGCCCUGCCGUGUGCUAAUGCAGCUGGCUGGAUCUAUAGUGUCGAUGGUGAACCGGAAUGGGGUUACGGAGGCGGUUCAGGAUCACCGUUCAACUGGGUGACCACGUUUCCCGACUUCUGCUCGGGCCAGCGCCAAUCACCGAUCAACAUAGACACCGAGACGGCAAAGGAAGUUAGUUUCAACUUCUUGAAUCUGCAGGGAUUCUGCAGUCAAGAUCGGCCCCGUCAUGCUUCUCUGAGGGUCGAAAACAACGGACAUUCUGUUGAACUCCAUAUUCACGGCGACUUUUUCAUCAAUGAGGGCGGGCUACCCGGGAAGCAGUAUAAGGUGGAACAACUGCAUUAUCACUGGGGCAACCCGAAUGCCAAGGGAUCUGAGCAUGCCAUUAACGGACGGAAAUUCGAUGCUGAGAUGCAUUUCGUGACGUAUGACACCAACUACACGUCCAUAACCGAAGCGAAAAACCACGUUGAUGGCGUUGCAGUUUUUGCAGCUAUGCUUCAGGUUGGUGUCAACCCACACUUCGAAGGAUCUACACUGGAUGAGUUCAUUAGUGGUCUGCCGAGCCUCGGCCAUAAAGGAGAUUCUUACACCCUUCCGAAGUCGCAACUGAAGGAUCUGAGGGGAUUUCUUCCCGAUAACAUCGACUGGUUCUACCGGUACCGCGGAUCGUUCACCACGCCUCACUGUGACGAACACGUGAUCUGGUCAGUGUGGGAACAGCCAAUAGUGAUCCCGCAAUCAAAGAUGAACAUUUUCUACAAUCUCUAUGCCAACAACGCAACCGACGCUACCCAGGUGAGGCUGAUGGAUAACUACCGCCCUCUACAGGAAGUGAACGGUCGGGCAAUCCUGCACUCUCAUCGUAAUAACUGGUAACCUUGGAAACUGAACUAUGAAAAAGAUAAUCACGAUUCCUUCAUGUCGUUGAAGACCUCAUAAAACUGGUAAAAUAUAAGGUGACUCCGUUGUUUAUCAUAUUAAGGUAACCUUUGUGUAACUUCUGAGUUUUGUAGUUAAUUGGUGAAAGUAUUAAAAUAUGCAUGUAAUCAAUCGAGGAAAAGAAAUACCGUAACAUUCAAAAUUUAAUAAAGUAUGCUUGUAGGACCUAUACGUAAAUCAAUGUUAGUCUUCAUUUUUAUUUGAUUAUAUAUCUUUACUCUCUAAAUUCCAAAGAGUGAAUAUUCACUCCAUUCCAGUAAUGAUUCACUCCCAUAGUCGGAAACUAUAGGGACAAGACCUUUUAGAGUGAAAUUCCUUCAAUCGUAAAGAUCGAGUUUUCACUCGAACUUCGACUGAAGUGGUUCAUUUUUCAGACUAUUUCAAUCGAAAAUGAGAGUCAUUUUCACUCUAUUUAAAACGUCUCGUCCCUAAUUUCACUCUUCAGAACUUAUAGAGUGUAAUAACAAGAAACAAUAAUGGUGUGGUAUGUUAUUUAGCGUUAUGAGUUGAUUCCAAAUAAUUGAAUAUCGAAAUUUUUAUUCAUGUUCCUCAAUGGAAAUGUAAACUAUUCACAGUGUUUUAAAACAAUGAUAUUAAUUAAAUGAAGAUGUAAUACACAAAAGCGGAAUAAUUGCCAUCGUUUAAUGACAAGCCGUAUAUGCUUGCUGUCAACGAAUGCUUCGGAGAUAGUACAAACAUAUGUUAUAUCUACAAAACAAUCAACACCGCAUGCAUAUACAACACAUUUUAUCAAAUUCUCCAAUAUUCAGUGAAAAUAAAAUAUACAAUUAACAAAAAGCGAACAUAUACUGGUGUUCUCGGUUUUCGGAA
Patiria miniata (bat star) is the source of this 2065-nucleotide messenger RNA. RefSeq names its product carbonic anhydrase 2-like. The coding region runs from base 257 to 1171 and encodes 304 amino acids. Gene Ontology annotation, molecular function: zinc ion binding; carbonate dehydratase activity. The transcript has 10 exons. The record is from RefSeq and is a predicted model, not a curated record. NCBI's taxonomy places the organism in Eukaryota, Metazoa, Echinodermata, Asteroidea, Valvatida, Asterinidae.